This is a messenger RNA of Neomonachus schauinslandi (Hawaiian monk seal), 6202 nucleotides long. RefSeq names its product dicer 1, ribonuclease III (gene DICER1). The transcript is spliced from 29 exons. Lineage: Eukaryota; Metazoa; Chordata; Mammalia; Carnivora; Phocidae. Gene Ontology annotation, cellular component: RISC complex; cytoplasm; nucleus. The coding region runs from base 263 to 6034 and encodes 1923 amino acids. The record is from RefSeq and is a predicted model, not a curated record. Gene Ontology annotation, biological process: pre-miRNA processing; apoptotic DNA fragmentation; siRNA processing. Gene Ontology annotation, molecular function: deoxyribonuclease I activity; RNA binding; ribonuclease III activity.
GUUGUCUCCCCAGAUGUGGAGGGCCCUGCACCACCACCGCGGGGGAGAACCAGGUUACCUAGGGUAUGAAUUAAUACAGACUUGGAAACUGAAAGAACUUAGAAUCAGCAUUUUGAGAGCAGAAGCUUAAGCAUGCUGUGAUUUCCCAAUAAACUGCUAUCACAAUGUCAAAAUGCAGUUCAGACAACAGCAACACAGAGAUCUCAAACAUUAAAACGUAAGCUGUGCUAGAGCAAAAUGCAAUGAAAGAAGCACUGGAUGAAUGAAAAGCCCUGCUUUGCAGCCCCUCAGCAUGGCAGGCCUGCAGCUCAUGACCCCUGCCUCCUCACCAAUGGGUCCUUUCUUUGGACUGCCAUGGCAACAAGAAGCAAUUCAUGAUAACAUUUAUACGCCAAGAAAAUAUCAGGUUGAACUGCUUGAAGCAGCUCUGGAUCAUAAUACCAUAGUCUGUUUAAACACUGGCUCAGGGAAGACGUUUAUUGCAGUACUACUCACUAAAGAGCUGUCCUAUCAGAUCAGGGGAGACUUCAGCAGAAAUGGAAAAAGGACGGUGUUCUUGGUCAACUCUGCAAACCAGGUUGCUCAACAAGUGUCAGCUGUCAGAACUCAUUCAGAUCUCAAGGUUGGGGAAUACUCAGACCUAGAAGUAAAUGCAUCUUGGACAAAAGAGAAAUGGAACCAAGAGUUUACUAAGCACCAGGUUCUCGUUAUGACUUGCUAUGUCGCCUUGAAUGUUUUGAAAAAUGGUUACUUAUCACUGUCAGACAUUAACCUUUUGGUCUUUGAUGAGUGUCAUCUUGCAAUCCUAGACCACCCCUACCGAGAAAUUAUGAAGCUCUGUGAAAAUUGUCCAUCGUGUCCUCGCAUUUUGGGACUCACUGCUUCCAUUUUAAAUGGGAAAUGUGAUCCUGAGGAAUUGGAAGAAAAGAUCCAGAAACUGGAGAAAAUUCUGAAGAGUAAUGCUGAAACUGCAACCGACCUGGUGGUCUUGGACAGAUACACUUCUCAACCGUGUGAGAUUGUGGUAGACUGUGGGCCAUUCACGGACAGAAGUGGGCUCUAUGGCAGACUGCUGGUGGAGCUAGAGGACGCACUUCACUUUAUCAACGACUGUAAUGUAUCUGUGCAUUCGAAAGAAAGAGAUUCUACUUUAAUUUCUAAACAGAUCCUGUCAGACUGUCGUGCGGUAUUGGUGGUUCUGGGCCCCUGGUGUGCAGAUAAGGUAGCUGGAAUGAUGGUAAGAGAACUGCAGAAAUACAUCAAACAUGAACAAGAGGAGCUGCACAGGAAAUUUCUAUUGUUUACAGACACCUUCCUGAGGAAAAUACAUGCACUAUGUGAAGAGCACUUCUCUCCUGCCUCACUUGACCUGAAAUUUGUAACUCCUAAAGUAAUAAAACUGCUUGAAAUUUUACGCAAAUAUAAGCCGUAUGAGCGGCAGCAGUUUGAAAGUGUUGAGUGGUAUAAUAAUAGGAAUCAGGAUAAUUAUGUGUCUUGGAGUGAUUCUGAGGAUGAUGAUGAGGAUGAAGAAAUUGAAGAAAAAGAGAAGCCGGAGACAAAUUUUCCUUCUCCAUUUACCAAUAUUUUAUGUGGAAUCAUUUUUGUGGAAAGAAGAUACACGGCCGUUGUCUUAAACAGAUUGAUAAAGGAAGCUGGCAAACAAGAUCCAGAGCUGGCUUACAUCAGCAGCAAUUUUAUAACUGGACAUGGCAUUGGAAAGAAUCAGCCUCGUAACAAACAGAUGGAAGCAGAAUUCAGAAAACAGGAAGAGGUCCUUAGGAAAUUUCGAGCACAUGAGACCAAUCUCCUCAUUGCAACAAGUAUUGUGGAAGAAGGUGUUGAUAUACCAAAAUGCAACUUGGUGGUUCGAUUUGAUUUGCCCACAGAGUAUCGAUCCUAUGUUCAAUCUAAGGGAAGAGCAAGGGCACCGAUCUCUAAUUAUAUAAUGUUAGCAGAUACAGACAAAAUAAAAAGUUUUGAAGAAGACCUUAAAACCUACAAAGCUAUUGAAAAGAUCUUGAGAAACAAGUGUUCCAAGUCAGUUGACACUGGUGAGACUGACAUUGAACCUGUUGUGGAUGAUGACGAUGUGUUCCCACCAUAUGUGUUGAGGCCCGAUGAUGGUGGUCCACGAGUCACAAUCAACACGGCCAUUGGACACAUCAAUAGAUACUGUGCUAGAUUACCAAGCGAUCCGUUUACUCAUCUAGCUCCUAAAUGUAGAACCCGAGAGUUGCCUGAUGGUACAUUUUAUUCAACUCUUUAUCUGCCAAUUAACUCACCUCUCCGAGCCUCCAUUGUUGGUCCACCAAUGAGCUGUAUCCGAUUGGCCGAAAGAGUUGUAGCUCUCAUUUGCUGUGAAAAACUGCACAAAAUUGGUGAACUGGAUGACCAUUUGAUGCCAGUUGGGAAAGAGACUGUUAAAUAUGAAGAGGAGCUUGAUUUACAUGAUGAAGAGGAGACCAGUGUUCCUGGAAGACCAGGUUCCACAAAACGAAGACAGUGCUACCCAAAAGCAAUUCCAGAAUGUUUGAGGGAUAGCUAUCCCAAACCCGAUCAGCCCUGUUACCUGUAUGUGAUAGGAAUGGUUCUGACAACACCCUUACCCGAUGAACUCAACUUUAGAAGACGGAAGCUCUAUCCCCCUGAGGAUACCACAAGAUGCUUUGGAAUACUGACAGCCAAACCCAUACCUCAGAUCCCGCACUUUCCUGUGUACACGCGCUCUGGAGAGGUGACCAUAUCCAUUGAGUUGAAGAAGUCUGGUUUCACGUUGUCUCUACAAAUGCUUGAGUUGAUUACAAGACUUCACCAGUAUAUAUUCUCACAUAUUCUUCGGCUUGAAAAACCUGCACUAGAAUUUAAACCCACAGACGCUGAUUCAGCAUACUGUGUUCUACCUCUUAAUGUUGUGAAUGACUCCAGCACUUUGGACAUUGACUUUAAAUUCAUGGAAGAUAUUGAGAAGUCUGAAGCUCGCAUAGGCAUUCCCAGUACAAAGUAUUCAAAAGAAACACCCUUUGUUUUUAAAUUAGAAGAUUACCAGGAUGCAGUUAUCAUUCCAAGAUACCGUAAUUUUGAUCAGCCUCAUCGAUUUUAUGUAGCUGAUGUGUACACUGAUCUUACCCCACUGAGUAAAUUUCCUUCCCCUGAGUAUGAAACUUUCGCAGAAUAUUAUAAAACAAAGUACAACCUUGACCUGACCAAUCUCAACCAGCCACUGCUGGAUGUGGACCACACAUCUUCAAGACUUAAUCUUUUGACACCUCGCCAUUUGAAUCAGAAGGGGAAAGCUCUUCCUCUAAGCAGUGCUGAAAAGAGAAAAGCCAAGUGGGAAAGUCUGCAGAAUAAACAGAUCCUGGUUCCAGAGCUCUGUGCUAUACAUCCAAUUCCAGCAUCACUGUGGAGAAAAGCAGUCUGUCUCCCUAGUAUACUCUAUCGCCUUCACUGCCUUUUGACCGCAGAGGAGCUAAGAGCCCAGACGGCCAGCGAUGCCGGCGUGGGAGUCCGAUCACUUCCCGUGGAUUUUAGAUACCCUAACCUAGACUUCGGGUGGAAAAAAUCUAUUGACAGCAAAUCUUUCAUCUCAAUUGCUAACUCCUCUUCAGCUGAAAAUGAUAAUUACUCUAAGCACAGCACAAUUGUAGUCCCUGAAAAUGCUGCACGUCAAGGUGCUAAUAGAACCUCCUCUCUAGAAAAUCAUGACCAAAUGUCUGUGAACUGCAGAACGUUAUUCAGUGAGUCACCUGGUAAGCUCCAAAUUGAAGUUUCAACAGAUCUUACAGCAAUUAAUGGUCUUUCUUACAAUAAAAAUCUUGCCAAUGGCAGUUAUGAUUUAGCUAACAGAGACUUUUGCCAAGGAAAUCAGCUGAAUUACUACAAGCAGGAAAUACCUGUACAACCAACUACCUCAUAUCCCAUUCAGAAUUUAUACAAUUAUGAGAACCAGCCCAAGCCCAGCGAUGAAUGUACUCUACUGAGUAAUAAAUACCUUGAUGGAAAUGCUAACAAAUCUACCUCAGAUGGAAGUCCCACGACGGCCGCGACGCCUGGUACUACCGAAGCUGUUCGAGCGCUCAAGGACAGGACAGGUUCUGAGAAGAGCCCGUGUCCUGGGUACUCCUCGAGGACUCUUGGCCCCAAUCCUGGACUUAUUCUGCAGGCUUUGACCCUUUCCAAUGCUAGUGAUGGAUUUAACCUGGAGCGGCUUGAAAUGCUUGGUGACUCCUUUUUAAAGCAUGCCAUCACCACGUAUCUAUUUUGCACUUAUCCUGAUGCUCAUGAGGGCCGCCUUUCAUAUAUGAGAAGCAAAAAGGUCAGCAACUGUAAUCUGUAUCGGCUUGGAAAAAAGAAGGGACUGCCCAGCCGCAUGGUGGUAUCAAUAUUUGAUCCCCCUGUGAAUUGGCUUCCUCCUGGUUAUGUAGUAAACCAAGACAAAAGUAACACAGAUAAAUGGGAAAAAGAUGAAAUGACAAAAGACUGCAUGUUGGCUAAUGGCAAGCUGGAUGAGGACUUUGAGGAGGAGGACGAGGAGGAGGAGGAUCUGAUGUGGAGGGCUCCAAAGGAGGAUGCCGAUUAUGAAGAUGAUUUCCUGGAGUAUGAUCAGGAACAUAUCAAAUUUAUAGAUAACAUGUUAAUGGGAUCAGGAGCUUUUGUAAAGAAAAUUUCUCUUUCUCCUUUUUCAACCACUGAUUCUGCAUAUGAGUGGAAAAUGCCCAAAAAGUCCUCCUUAGGUAGUAUGCCAUUCUCAUCAGACUUCGAGGAUUUUGACUAUAGCUCUUGGGAUGCAAUGUGCUAUCUGGACCCUAGCAAAGCUGUUGAAGAGGAUGACUUUGUGGUGGGGUUCUGGAAUCCAUCCGAAGAAAACUGUGGUGUUGACACGGGGAAACAGUCCAUCUCUUACGACUUGCACACUGAGCAGUGUAUCGCAGACAAAAGCAUAGCUGACUGCGUGGAAGCCCUGCUGGGCUGCUAUUUAACCAGCUGUGGCGAGAGGGCUGCUCAGCUUUUCCUCUGCUCACUGGGGCUGAAGGUGCUCCCGGUAAUGAAAAGGACCGACCGGGAAAAGGCCAUGUGCCCUACUAGGGAGAAUUUCAGCAGCCAACAAAAGAACCUUUCAGGGAGCCGUGCGCCUGCCUCUGUGGCCAGCUCGCGCUCCUCAGUGUUGAAAGACGUGGAGUACGGUUGUUUGAAGAUUCCACCAAGAUGUAUGUUUGAUCAUCCAGACGCAGAUAAAACACUGAAUCACCUUAUCUCGGGUUUCGAAAAUUUCGAAAAGAAAAUCAACUACAGGUUCAAGAAUAAGGCUUACCUUCUACAGGCUUUUACCCACGCCUCCUACCACUACAAUACCAUUACCGAUUGUUACCAGCGCCUGGAGUUCCUGGGAGAUGCGAUUUUGGACUACCUCAUAACCAAGCACCUUUACGAAGACCCGCGGCAGCACUCCCCGGGCGUCCUGACCGACCUGCGGUCCGCACUGGUCAACAACACCAUCUUCGCGUCGCUGGCGGUCAAGUACGACUACCACAAGUACUUCAAAGCCGUCUCCCCCGAGCUCUUCCACGUCAUCGACGACUUCGUGCAGUUCCAGCUGGAGAAGAACGAGAUGCAGGGCAUGGACUCCGAGCUUAGGAGGUCUGAGGAGGAUGAAGAGAAGGAGGAGGACAUCGAAGUUCCAAAGGCCAUGGGGGACAUUUUUGAGUCGCUUGCUGGUGCCAUUUACAUGGAUAGCGGGAUGUCCCUGGAGAUGGUGUGGCAGGUGUACUAUCCUAUGAUGCGGCCGCUAAUAGAAAAAUUUUCUGCAAAUGUGCCCCGUUCCCCUGUGCGAGAAUUGCUCGAAAUGGAACCAGAAACUGCCAAAUUUAGCCCGGCUGAGAGGACGUAUGAUGGCAAGGUCAGAGUCACGGUGGAAGUGGUGGGGAAGGGGAAAUUUAAAGGCGUCGGCCGGAGCUACAGGAUCGCCAAGUCUGCAGCAGCAAGAAGAGCCCUACGCAGCCUCAAAGCCAAUCAACCUCAGGUUCCCAACAGCUGAAACCCCUUUUUACAAUGGAAAAAAAAAAAAACAAAAAGCAGAAUUAAGGGGAAAACUAUUUAAAUCGAGAAGGAUGAUUUAAAAGUCCAUAGUGAGUGGAAUGAAUCGAAGGCAGAAUUUAAAGUUUGUUUGAUAACAAGAUAGAUUACAGAAUAAAACAUUUAACAU